This is a messenger RNA of Lates calcarifer (barramundi perch), 3472 nucleotides long. RefSeq names its product collapsin response mediator protein 1 (gene crmp1). The record is from RefSeq and is a predicted model, not a curated record. NCBI's taxonomy places the organism in Eukaryota, Metazoa, Chordata, Actinopteri, Centropomidae. Gene Ontology annotation, cellular component: cytosol; cytoplasm. Gene Ontology annotation, molecular function: hydrolase activity, acting on carbon-nitrogen (but not peptide) bonds, in cyclic amides.
GUGUGUGUGUGUGUGUUAGGAGGCGGGAUCCUUAGGUAGCCCGGAGAGAGCUGCUUUUUACAGUUCACAGCAUCGAAUGAGCGCGCUUGCCCGAAGAGGCGGGACUGUGACCCGGUUAGACAUAAAACGAGCAGGGCUGCUGUCUCCAUCGUUUCAGAUUUAGGGGGGGAAACGUCUCCGUCUCCCGUGGAUUAAGCCACGAUGUCUGACUGCAGGAGACAGUGGAACCGGGAGGAUGAGCUACCGGUCUACCUGGCCGGGCCUAUCACCACCGGGCCGAACCAGCGGAAGUCCUACGGGAUGUUCAGCUCGGUGGAAGGGGCGUUUGAGAGCAAGACCAUAGACUUCGACAACUACGCAGUGGGGAGGAAAGGGAGCCGCACCCCGAGGAGCGGGAGCCGGGAAAGGGUCUUGGAUGUCGGUGACACCAUCGGCAAGACGCCCAGCGAGCCCCGGGAGGGGUCACUGACCAGCUCACCCGGAGAGAGGGAUGACGCACGCACCGGUGUUGAAGUCAGAUAUUCAUCGGGGAGGGAAAGCCCUAAUGGAAAGAGUGAGAGGCUGUUGAUCAAAGGAGGGCGGGUGGUCAACGAUGACCAGUCUCUCUAUGCAGAUGUCUACAUCGAGGAUGGGCUCAUUAAGCAGGUGGGGGAGAAUCUGGUUGUUCCGGGGGGUGUCAAGGUGAUCGAGGCCAAUGGCCGUAUGGUGAUACCAGGAGGGAUAGAUGUCAACACCUGCUUUAUGAAGCCCUACCUGGGCACACAGCCUGUGGAUGAUUUCCUGCAGGGCACCAAGGCUGCACUUGCAGGAGGCACCACCAUGAUCAUCGACCAUGUGACCCCCCAGCCCGGAGACAGCCUGCUGGAGGCGUUUGAGCACUGGCAGGAGGCUGCGGAUAAGAAGGCAUGCUGCGACUACUCCCUGCACGUAGACAUCCCCCAGUGGAAUGAGACUGUUAAAGAUGAGCUGGAGCUACUGGUGCAAGAGAAAGGUGUCAACUCCUUCCAAGUGUACAUGGCCUAUAAGGAUCUGUACCAGAUGUCAGAUUCUCUGCUCUAUGAGGCUCUCUCCUUCCUGAAGCAACUUGGUGCUGUUGUGUUAGUUCAUGCUGAAAAUGGAGACCUGAUUGCUCAGGAACAGAGAAAAAUCCUUGGGAUGGGGAUCACUGGACCUGAAGGCCAUCCUCUGAGUCGUCCCGAGGAGCUGGAGGCUGAGGCGGUCUUUCGUGCCAUCACUCUUGGUAACCGUGUGAACUGUCCUGUCUACAUCACCAAGGUGAUGAGCAAGAGUGCUGCUGACACCAUCACCCAGGCCCGGAGGAAAGGUUCCGUAGUUUUUGGGGAGCCCAUUACAGCUAGCCUGGCCACUGAUGGUUCUCACUAUUGGAGCAAGAACUGGGCCAAAGCAGCUGCUUAUGUGACCUCUCCACCUCUGAGUCCUGAUCCCACAACUCCAGACCAUCUCCACACACUGCUGGCUUGUGGAGACCUCCAGGUAGUAGGUAGCGCUCACUGUGCGUACAGCACCCUCCAGAAAGCAAUUGGUAAAGAUGACUUCACCCUCAUCCCAGAGGGAACCAACGGAGUGGAGGAGAGAAUGGGUUUUGUCUGGGACAAGGCUGUGGCCAUGGGGAAGAUGGAUGAGAACCAGUUUGUGGCAGUGACAUCCACCAACGCUGCUAAAAUCUUCAAUCUGUACCCGCGGAAGGGACGGAUAGCGGUGGGCUCCGACGCCGACAUCGUCAUCUGGGACCCUGACAGCUCCAAAACCAUCACGGCCAAACUCCAGCAGUCGGCUUCAGAAUACAAUAUCUUUGAAGGUCUGGAGUGCCGUGGAGGUCCAGUGCUGGUGCUGAGUCAAGGUCGGGUGGUUUAUGAGGAGGGCAAGCUGCAGGCUCAGCAGGGCACCGGUCGAUUUAUUCCCUGCAAGCCUUUCCCAGACUAUGCUUACCAGCGCAUUAAGUUCAGGAACCAGGUGAAGGUGAAGCAGGGUGUUACUCGUGGGAUGUAUGAUGGCCCUGUGUAUGAUGUUAUUCCUACUCCCAAAUACAUUACUCCCGCUCCGUCAGCCAAAACUUCACCCACCUCUCACCAGCCACCACCAAUACGCAAUCUGCACCAGUCCAACUUCAGCCUAUCAGGGGCACAGAUUGAUGACAAUGUCCCUCGUCGGUCUGGCCACCGUAUUGUAGCACCCCCCGGUGGUCGCUCCAACAUCACCAGCCUUGGUUAAACACUUGACUGUGCACAAAAGCGUGGUUGUUGUGGGGGUUUCACCUCUUGAGUGUGUGUGAGUGUAUGUGUAUGACUGAGAGUGUGAGCACACUGGCACGAAUGAAUACCUUUGUAUUUUUUUUUGGGGAGUACAAUGGUGACACGCUCUUUUUAGACCAUUAUGAUUUUAUCAGUCUGCCUUGAGUCCACGGUCACUGAGGAGAAGUGCAUUUAUACUUCUGAUAAAACAAGAGUGUGAUUAACAAUCAACCAAGUCAUUCAAAACCACGAAAAACUCACAGACUCAUGAUCGGGGCACUCACACACACACAGAUCUGGUGUUGGACCCCCUCCAAGCACCUAAAUGUGACCCCAGUAAUACAUCAUAAUGUUGUUGUCUCCUUUCCCGCGAGCAUGACUUCCUCCUUAAUCUUUUUCACAUCCCACGUCUUACUGUGUGAGUCUGCUCAGACAUGGUGCUCCUCUCCACCCAUCUGGUGGACAGCUGAAGAAAUAACACAUUUCUCCUGCAUCUGGUUUUCAACAUCUUGGCAAUAUUUGUUUCAAUGUGGCUCAAGUGGAUCAGUUAUACAUAUUGCAUGGACACAUCUUUAGGUGUUGCACUAGUUGUGGUUUAUUGUUACAAUGGAGGAACACUUAAAAUUGUACUCAAGGCACAUUUGUGUUGAACAGCACAAACAGUAUUCUUAUAUUGGUAAGUGUAUGCUUUGAACACAUAAUUACAUUCACUGUGGGUAGAGCCAACUGUUACCAGGUUUAAAACACAAUCAUUUAUUUUAACAUUACUGUGAACUUCAAUAAAAGCAAUGCAACUUCCACUCCACCAUCAGAUACUAUAUGCAAAUGUGUCAAUACUCUCCUAUAAAGUGUUAAGUAGAUGAGCAGUUGAAACAAACACAAAAACUGCAGAAAGAAUUUUUAGGUUGCUGUACCUAUGUAAUAGCAUUUCACAGUUAAGACUUUAUUAUGUGUGUGCUAGUUUUCUGCCAAACACCCAUGCCAGAAAUAGACCUUUGUUGUGAUGACAUGCUCAACUCACUGCUGUAAAAGGGCUUCAGCUCCCAACACCACUCUAUCAAAACUUCACUUUUUAAGCUGUUUUUAUUUCAUUGUAUUGAUUCUGGAUGUUUUCUUGGUACAUUUAGUGUUUCUAUGCCGCUCUGUUUUUGUUGCUGUUGUCUGGUGUCUCCAAUGGAACCACUAAUGAUCAAUAAAGACUUGACUGUUGUCAGAAAUUA